Molecule: messenger RNA, 671 nt
Organism: Thamnophis elegans (Western terrestrial garter snake)
Lineage: Eukaryota; Metazoa; Chordata; Lepidosauria; Squamata; Natricidae
Product: zinc finger protein 41 homolog
Exons: 2
Coding region: 1-339 (112 amino acids)
Biological process (GO): regulation of transcription by RNA polymerase II
Molecular function (GO): DNA-binding transcription factor activity, RNA polymerase II-specific; RNA polymerase II cis-regulatory region sequence-specific DNA binding
Source: RefSeq, a predicted model, not a curated record
AUGUCCUAUUUUUCCAGUGUAUGGACACACCAGAGGACUCACACAGGAGAGAAACCCUUUGAAUGUCCUAUCUGUGGGAAAAGCUUUAUUACAAAUUCCGAUCUGGUGAGACACCAGAGGACUCACACAGGAGAGAAACCCUUUGAAUGUCUUUCCUGUAGGAAAGGUUUCUGUGAUCAUUCCAGCCUGGUGAAACACCAGAGGACUCACACAGGUGAGAAACCAUUUGAAUGUCAUAUCUGUGGGAAAAGCUUUAGUGAUAAUUCUAAUCUAGUGAGACACCAGGACUCACACAGGAGAGAAACCCUUCAAAUGUCCUUAUUGUGGGAAAGGUUUUAGUCUGAGUUCCAGCCUGUGGGCACACCAGAGGACUUACACAGGAGAGAAACCCUUUGAAUGUCCUUUUUGUGGAAAAAGCUUUAAUCAGAAUUGCAAUCUGGCGAGACACCAGAGGACUCACACAGGAGAGAACCCUUUUAAUGUCUUUCCUGUAGGAAAGGUUUCUGUGAUCAUUCCAGCCUGGUGAAACACCAGAGGACUCACACAGGUUAGAAACUAUUUGAAUGUCCUAAUUGUGGGGGAGGUUUCAGUCAGAAUUUCAACCUGGUGGCACACCAGAGGACUCACACCGUGUAGAAAUCUUUGAAUUGUCGAGUCUGCGAUCAUUACUU